AUGAAUUCUAAUGUGUGCCUCUCAUUUGCCAUCUUGGACCAUUACAUGUGGCUCGCAGUUUCCUCUCACACAACGGCUCUUGCUUUCGAUUUACACCGUCGAUUCGGCAUCGCAACAAAAUUUGGCCGAACCGAUGAGGGCGCUGCAGUACUUUCAAGGUUCCUUCUGUUUGCCUGGGGAUGUCCAAUCCUUGUGGUUGUUCCGUGCCUUGGAAUCUACUUCAGCGGCACCAAGCUUCCACACUUCAACCUGACCUACAGGACAGUGAACUGUUGGAUCGGUGAUGGUAUGGCCGAUGUGUAUGUCUUUGCGAUCCCCGUCGCUUCUCUUCUUUUCUUCAAUCUCAUUUUGUUCGCCAUGGUAAUUGCCGGUCUUCUUCAGAAGAGAAUGAGCCCUGUCAACAAACACAAGAGCAAAUAUUCUAGUCUCCGAUCGGACCUUUUGAUUUACAUAAAGAUGUCCACACUGCUCGGUUUCACCUCGAUAUUGGGUUUCGUAGCUGCCUUUGCUGAUGUCACAGCUCUCUGGUAUAUCUUCUGGUAUAUCGACUCUCUCCAGGGAGUCUAUAUCUUCAUUGCAUUCGUUUGUAACAAGCGUGUGUUCAAGCUCUGGCGGGACUAUUGUACAUGCCUCGAUAGAGUCUCCUCGACGACAUCAUCCAGGUCAAAGACAACAACAUCAGACAGAGUGAAGAUGAAAGGAUCAAAGUGUGAAAUGGCUGAGAAUGAAUCAAUGCUCUGA
Molecule: messenger RNA, 741 nt
Organism: Strongylocentrotus purpuratus (purple sea urchin)
Lineage: Eukaryota; Metazoa; Echinodermata; Echinoidea; Camarodonta; Strongylocentrotidae
Product: probable G-protein coupled receptor Mth-like 11
Exons: 2
Coding region: 1-741 (246 amino acids)
Biological process (GO): G protein-coupled receptor signaling pathway; cell surface receptor signaling pathway
Cellular component (GO): membrane
Molecular function (GO): G protein-coupled receptor activity
Source: RefSeq, a predicted model, not a curated record